Messenger RNA from Arvicanthis niloticus (Nile rat), 441 nucleotides. RefSeq names its product prolactin-inducible protein homolog. Lineage: Eukaryota; Metazoa; Chordata; Mammalia; Rodentia; Muridae. The record is from RefSeq and is a predicted model, not a curated record. Gene Ontology annotation, molecular function: aspartic-type endopeptidase activity. Gene Ontology annotation, cellular component: extracellular region. Gene Ontology annotation, biological process: regulation of immune system process; proteolysis.
AUGCAGGGUUUCUCAUUCACCUUUAGUGCUGCCACUCUCUUUUUGGUCCUCUGCCUGCAGCUGGGGAUCAACAAAGGCCAGGAUGAUGGAAGUCCCCGACGUCCACUUCUAUUUGACCUAAAAGUUCCAUCAACAGCAGCGGCAAAUGAGGAGAUCACUGUGGCACUUAAACUUCAAACACAAUAUAGAGAAUGUUUGGUGAUCAAAACUUACCUUGUAAGUAAUCUACCAAUUGGAGGUUCCUUUGCCUAUGUACAAACCGGCUGCCUCUGUAAUGAUCAUCCUACCACCUUUUACUGGGAUUUUGAUGUCCCAGAAACUAUAGACUUUGCAGUAGUGGUCGACAUUGUUAAGGAGAAAGGUAUCUGCCCUAAUGAUGUGGCAGUGGUGCCCAUCACAGGAGACCGGUACGUCACUUAUCAUACUGUGUACGUGAAUUAA